AUGUGUCUUGUAGGUCUUACAUCUCUUGCAGGUCUUGUGGGUCCUACGGAUCUUCCGGGACUUGCAGGUCUUGUAAGUCUUAUGGGUCUUACGGAUCUUGUCAAUCUUGCGGGUCUUCCAGAUCUUGCAGGUCCUGUGGAUUUUGUGUGUCGUGUGAGUUUUAUGUGUCUUUUAGAUCCUCCAGGUCUUGUAGGUCUUACGAGUCUUGCAGGUCUUACGAGACUUACAGGUCUUCCGGGUCUUGGAGAUCUUGCGGGACUUGCGCGUUUUGUGUGUUUUGUGGGUCUUGGGAGCCUUCCGGGUCUUGUAGAUCUUCCGGGCCUUGCAGCUCUUGUGAGUCUUGCAGGUCUUACGGGACUUACAGGUCUUGCGGGUUUUGGAGACCUUGCGGGUCUUGAGGGUCUAGCACGUCUUGUAGGUCUUACGGGUCUUGUGGGUCUUACGGGUCAUACGGGUCUUGCGGGUCUUACGGGUCUUGUGGGUCUUACGGGUCGUGUGGGUCUUACGGGUCUUGUAGGUCUUACGGGUCUUGUGGGUCUUAUGGGUCUUGUGAGUCUUGUGAGUCUUGUGAGCCUUACGGGUCUCGUGGGUCCUGUGAGUCUUACGGGUCUCGUGAGCCUUGCGGGUCUUCCGGGCUUUGUAGCUCUUGCGGUUCUUGUGGAUCUUGCGGAUCUUAUGGGUCUUGCGGAUCUUGUGGGUAUGACGGGCUUUGCGGGUCUUUAG
Messenger RNA from Rotaria sordida, 723 nucleotides. Lineage: Eukaryota; Metazoa; Rotifera; Eurotatoria; Philodinida; Philodinidae. The record is from the annotation of a GenBank genome assembly.